Paraglomus brasilianum is the source of this 1821-nucleotide messenger RNA. The record is from the annotation of a GenBank genome assembly. NCBI's taxonomy places the organism in Eukaryota, Fungi, Glomeromycota, Glomeromycetes, Paraglomerales, Paraglomeraceae.
AUGGAAGAUACGCUAUCCGAUCUCGCCACCCCGACCAGUCCGGAACAACCACUCAGUCCGCAGAGUUCUCGCAGUGGUGAAAACACAAUCUCCUCUCACCGUAAUGAAAGCCCCCUUUCUACGGGCAAUCCCGAGAAUGGAGAUACCGGGUACGAAGUCUAUAGGCGAAAUCAGGUGGGGACUCCUAAUAGUUCGCGGAGUGAUGAUAGUGAAACAUAUCCGAAUCAAGAGAAUAUGGAUGUCGAUGACACGACGAAUGAAAGUGAUACCGAAAGAGAUGAUAAUGUGCUAGGAGAGCGAGUUCUUAAUCAAAAUCUCAUAACUGAUGAAGAAAAGACUGCCAAUGCCGAAUUUUUUUGCGGUAAAGCUGCAAAAACGCCCGAGCGAUACAUGCGUAUUAGAAAUUAUAUCUUGAAUGCAUGGAUUAAUAGUAAACCAGGUUACGUGACAAAGACGAGUGUUAGACCAGGAUUAAAGGACUGUGGAGAUGUAAAUGCUAUUGGCCGCGUUCAUCAGUAUCUUGAGGAUAUAGGAGCAAUCAAUGUUGGCGCGGCCUCCCCAUCUGUAAAACACAAAAAGACGGUAAAGAGGAAAGCGCGUGUUGUCGAAUAUGUUUCUGAUACGAGUUCAAGAGGAAAAGAUGACGAUGAAUGGUACAAAGGAAGGUCUCGCAAACGUCGAGUACGUAGCACUAAUGGAGAAUGGGUAUAUGAAAGAGACCUUGGUGGUCAUGUAAUAUCUCAUGAUCCUAGUUCUGUCGACGUAUCGGGUGGUAGACGAAUGAGAAGACGGAAUAGAGUUAAUUACAAUGAAAAUUAUGGAACAAAUGAUCCAUUUAGAUUAGUUCCGCCACAGAAGCAUACCGAUAAUAAUCCGCCACCGUUCAGGGUCACAGCAUCUUCAAACGCAAUGUUGGUCAUGGAUUUUCAUGCUCACUUGGUCUCCACCGAAAUCAUCGGUCUGCUUGGUGGGAAAUAUAACCAUGAUGAAGGCUUUUUACAAGUAUCAAUGGCUUUUCCCUGUCAAAGUUUCAGCACCGGAUUCCAGUGUGAGAUGGACCCCAGCUCUGAGCUUGAAGCAAGAGAUGCCUUUGCUGCGAAAAAUUUGGAUGUCAUAGGAUGGUAUCACUCUCAUCCAACGUUCGACCCCCAGCCAUCAAUACGUGAUAUCGAAAAUCAAGCCAUGUAUCAGGAAUUAUGUCGGCAUGAGAGCGGUAUUGAACCGUUCAUUGGUAUUAUCGUGACACCAUUUGACAGAAGAGACCCGUCUAAUAUCUCAAAAUUUGAAUUCCUUUCGAUUGGGAAUGAUUACGAACCAUUAGGAACUUAUCGAAUUCCGUACAUUUGUCAAAGACAAGUCAUACAAGAUACCAAUCUUUCUGAAGAAUUGUAUACGCAACUGGAGGGACUUAUACGAGAAUAUCAAGAUAACCACGAUCGUGUAAAUAUGUGGGACAUAUACCGUAAUGAUCCUGAAACUUCUCGACUGGACAAGUUUCUCCAAUCCAUAUCAUCUCACAUAUUCACGGAUGCUGAUCAGUCAACAGCAUUUAUCAAUCGCUUGCGUGAGAUGAUCGAACGCGACUUCAAGCCAUCUCUAUCCAAGACACAUGAGGAAGGUGACGUAAAGCCACAAGUGAAUGUGGAUGGAGAGUUGGUCAGUAACGAGAAUGAAGGGAGGAAAGUUGUGCCUGAUGACCGUGUUGUCUUGGGAUCGCCAGCUGAAUUCAAAGAAGAUAUAGUUUGUAAUGAGAGAAAUCUAAACUAUGGCGGUGCUAUUGUUUGUCCUGUUAAGGAAGAAGUAAUAGUAGAGAGUAAUUGA